Messenger RNA from Perkinsus marinus ATCC 50983, 3633 nucleotides. RefSeq lists its product as hypothetical. The transcript is spliced from 17 exons. NCBI's taxonomy places the organism in Eukaryota, Perkinsozoa, Perkinsida, Perkinsidae. The record is from RefSeq and is a predicted model, not a curated record. The coding region runs from base 1 to 3633 and encodes 1210 amino acids.
AUGCCGUCAACAUUGACAACAAUCACUGAUGUCAUUCAGCAUACCAUCAAUAUAGGCAACCUCAGGCUGCCUGAGAAUGGCUUCUUUCCAGAGGCGAUUACGGCUGAGCUCUUACGGGAGGAGGAUGCUGGCCCGCAUUACUGGGGUUCGGUGGUAGCCACUGGGUCAUCAAAAUUAUGGGUGCAAACGACAGUGGCAUCGGCGAGCAUGGUGAGUCGGACUGGAGACGGCAAUGAGAAGCCAUUCAAAGGCGACUUGAAAAACGAAUUAUAUUUUCGGAUCGUCACGGGAUUUAACGUCUAUGCUGCAACAAGCGGAGAUGCGCAGAUGACUUUCUUCCUACCACCAGGGUACAAAUGUGCCCAAACUGGUAGUGCAUGCACUUCAUCGUGUAUUGCCGAUAAUUUUGUUCCGGACACUUUGUCGGUUUUCAAAGACGCCGAGACGGGUGAAUAUCUGGUGCCCUCGAGCCGUGGGCAGUUGGGACAAGCAGUAGCGGACUUGGUCAACGAGGCUGAGUGGAACAGCACGGACGCUCUGGGCGUGAUAAGCCAACCUGGGUACGUUCCGGCCACAUGUCGACUCACAUUCCGGGAGGGUAUGGUGAUGUAUGGCAACACUGUGGUGUUCGUCGGCAUCACUGUGGACAAUCCCUCUACAGCGCUACAACAGUCCGAUAGUACCAAUGUGUGGACAUUUGAAGUGAAUCAGAAAGACAGCGGGCCGAGUUAUGAUAAGGCAGCUUUGAUGUUCACUUUGUCGCAACCCACGACGACGACAGCGUCCUUCGCGCCUGUCGCCAAUCCUGAGCAUUUCAGUUCUAAUGUGGCGGUUCUUGGAAAGCUGUCGGACGAAGUCAUUAUUCCCACCAAUUUCGCUGUAGAGGCUUGGAAUGAACUGCAGAUCUUUUUCAAGACGGAACAAGAGUGCGGUAGCGCUGAUGAUGGUGCUGCACAAGUGUGGGUUGAAGCACCUGCGGGUUUUGACUUUUCAAACUAUUGUUCGCUCCUUACGCUUGACGACGGCUAUUUUGUACCCGAACCGGCGAUUCCCACGAAGAGAUUACCGGUUGGCACGAAUAUUGAUUGUCGUGGCGCAGCGACUUUAACUUUGGCUGCAUCGAGCACCCUAUAUAACGUUGCUCGGGUCGCUACUACCAGCCGUAUAUUGGGAGGACAGUUCUACGCGUUCGGUCUGCAAGUUCGGAAUGCCGCUGAGUAUGAGCAUGGUGGUAGAUGGACCAUCACGACUCGCACAAAAUCUGGUUCACCAUGUGAUCGCAGUUUCUACAAUGUGAGAAUGAACCCUCAGGAAGCAGCGGGCAGCAAUAGCCAGUCUUGGGGUGUUUACCAACGAGCAAUGCCGCGCAGUAACUUUGGUAUCACCUUGGUCGACUUGAAACCGGCGGUUUUGGAGACGGAUUCUCCCACUGAUAUAAUCAUCUUUCCUAUAAUCGUCCAGAAGAACACGAAACAAAACUUCAGGAUUGUGGCGCCUGGAGGAUACAAAUGGGAGUUCACUAAUGAGGAAUUCAAAUACAAAUCACCGCAGAUUGGUCUUGCGGAGAGUGAGGUUGUCGAAGGGGCCGAUAGGGAUCUGCCGUUGACAACGAUUCCUAGUCGGCCGAUCGUGGAGCCCUUCAAUGAGCUCAUUGUGGCGUAUUUGAGCAGCGAACUGGUGGCCGGCUAUCAGUAUGGCAUCAAGACUAAGAUAAGAGUUCCUCGGAAUACUCCAACUGCAAGUUCAAAUGUUUUCAUCAUUGAAUUCGGCUUCGAUGAAACAACAUUGACAGGGCGUUCUGAAGCUGGAGUGGAAGAUGCCCCGCCAGUGCAAGCCUUGAUCAAUGGAGAGAUUACCUAUCGCACGAGCAUCGUUGGGGCGAAUAACGAGAUAUGCUUCCGCAUACAGACUAUAACCCCUAUUGCCCGGGGCGGAGGACUAGUCAUUGAAGGACCAACCGGUUUCAUUUUCGAGAAGGAGUGCACGGCUAUCACAUUCCCCGACUUUACGUCCUUACCAACGGAUAGCUACUGCCGAUAUGAAAUCGAUCAGACUGCUCGUGACAUACCCGUGGUCACCAUCACUGCUGGCAUUAGCGGCAUCGCCGCUGGCAUGUACAAGUUCUGUCUAACCGUCCAGAAUCCGAGCACAGUCAGCGAUACCAUCGGUAUGUGGACAUUCCACAGCUACGCCCUCAUCAGCGGAAAGACCUAUUUAGACUAUUCAACGCAGGCACCUGGGUUCUCCAUCAAGGGCCCAAUGUAUGCCUAUCGGUUACUGGAGCAACGCCGCCGGGAUGAGUGUGGCAUCGCCCCAGUAUCGAGCACUUGUACUUUGGAAGAAUUGAGCUACUGGCUCACAGGAAGGGAUGACCGUCCUGGAUUUCCUAAUCAGCUCAUAUUCGGGUUCGCUCUAACGCACGCUGGCCUCGAUGGUCAGCUGGUCGUCACAGCUCCGAUUGGCUUCGAGUUUGAUUAUGAAUGCGGAGUCGUCACGGAUUCUUCUCGGGUUCUCGAUGCCACCAAGUCGACAGACGACACAUCCCUUCCAGAUAGCUUCACCCAGCUUUACGAACCAUGGCCAGCUCCGCCGUUUGGGGAGAUUACGCGUUGUACUGCUGAGGACAACGUGGCUCGUAUGGACAUCAGGCAGGGGCUUAACGCAAGCAAAUUAUACAUAUUCCGGCUUGGCAUUUUGAGGAACCCCAACGCGACGCCACAGCGCAACAAGUGGCUCAUCGAGUACGGAAAUGAAACCUCAGAGCCGAUUGAUGGUUUCCCGAUAUGGGCAUUCUACUAUGGGAAAAUUACGGCUAGUGACACUAGCGCUAGCUCCAGCAUUCGACCUACUUAUAAUCUGGUUACUAUCGAACUUGGGGUUACCAACACUAUUCCGGGUGGAGGCCUUAUCGAAAUAGAAGCACCGACGGGCUUCCUGAUAGCUUCGGAAUGUGAGGCCACAGUGAGUGAGAGAGACACUGGUGUGCCGAUCGAAGUGGAGUGUAAAGGGGCAGCCAGAGCGUCAAAUGACUGCCAGAUACUGGUCUCGGCUGGCCAAUCGAUGGUCGCUAAUGCGAUCUACAUAAUUACAGUGAUGGUUAGUAACCCUACUUCGAUAUCUCCUGUGAACUCGUGGACAUUCCAGUCCUAUGAGAAGGCUGAUGUUACUACCUCUACACUAGACUAUGCGCAGUUUCCAGGUUUCAGCGUGAACUUCGUCACCACCUCUUUCAAGAUGCUAUCUGCGUCAUCCCAUUACGGCCUCACCGAAGUCCGCUUAGAAUUUCUCAUGUCGUUUCCGGACGUCGUUGUGGCCAGUGACGAGAUAGUGCUACUAGCCCCUCGAGGCUUCAGCUUCAGCGAGAUAGGCAAGGAAGAGUGUAGGGAUUAUGCAUUGAUAUCACAUGAAGGAGUAUCACCAUCUACAGCCCUGGACCGGAGUCCUCCUGUAUGCUCUGCUAAUAUGAUUUCGUGGACUAUUCUGGAGGGAGCUUUGUUCGCUUCGGUACGCAAUAAUACCUCAGCUGAAGGAUGUGAGCAUUUCAUUGGUAGAGCCUCCAGUGAGAGCUGCAAACAGCUACAGUACGAUCGAGAUCAAGCUAACUCCAAUAACCCCUUGCUAACCUACUCCUGA